Messenger RNA from Durio zibethinus, 685 nucleotides. RefSeq lists its product as uncharacterized. NCBI's taxonomy places the organism in Eukaryota, Viridiplantae, Streptophyta, Magnoliopsida, Malvales, Malvaceae. The record is from RefSeq and is a predicted model, not a curated record.
AAUUUGCUUAUAGAAUAGAAAAACUUCACUAACAAUAUAUCAAAUACUGCUUUUAAAAAAAUAUCUAAUUUACAAACAAAACCCACCAAAGUAGCAUCGCAGAAAAUCAAAAGCGUAUUAAAAAUUAUAAUGGAAGAUAUAUUCCUACGAAACAUUGGAAAAAACCAAGUACUGUAAAAAGAUUUUGCCAUCAUUUUCAGGUUAUCUCUUCCUACUUUUAUGUCCUUGUCAUCUUGUCAGCCACGCAGCACCCUUUCGGCCAUCUCACACACUCGGGCCUUAUCCCUCUACCAACUACAUAUAUAUAAGAGCCAGCUUAAUCUGACAAUUCUCAGGAUCAGGCACCAAGUAAGGAUAUUCUUAGGUAUGGAUUGCGAAGGGAUAGAGGGAGAUGGGAUGAGAACUAGGAGCUUUCGCAAUGAAGACUACAAUAACAGAAGAGCGUUUUUGCGGAGCUAUCCUCUUCACUGGGGUGAAGAUGAUGAAGAAAACAAUGAAGAAACAGUGACUGUCACCAAAGAAAGCAACAGUGGAAAGAAACCUAUCAAGAAGAUUAUCAUAUCUGCAUUUCAUUGGAGUGGCGAAAAGGUAGUGAUUUUGAGGAGAUUCAAGGAUAAACUCACUGUUUAUGUCAUUGCUUGUAUUCCUAUCCGCUUUAAGUAACCUGCUGCACUGAUUUCAAUUU